AGACCAGGAUCACGCGUCCAAUCAGAAUAAUCCCUGUCAGAAAAAAAAUUCUGCUCGACAAAUAGAAUUUCAGCCGCUUUUGGUAACCGGGUAAGUUUGUGACAGCGCACCAAUCAGAAUAGACGUCGGCUUUGUAGUCAGGCAGACAUAACGAAGUCGUCCAAUCACAAAAAGACCAGAGGGGAUUUUAGCAGUAGCUUGUGUCAGGUACUUUGUUUUUCUUUUUAAAAUAAUGACUUUAAACAGCUGAUCACCAUCGAUCAGCUGUUUGUGUUGAAACGCGUCUGAAAACAGGUGAACAUGUGUUACAGCUCAUGCUAAUGCUAAUGCUAGGACAGAGCCAACAGCUAGGCUAGUCACCUAGCAUCUCGGGUUAGCAGCUAGCUUCUAGCCUCACGGUAAACGGUCGAGUUUACGAGUUCUCCGGUAGAACCGGUUCUCUCCGUCUCGAACCCGCGGGCUCGUCUGCCUGUGUUGAAGCCCGCUGACGUGUCGCGGUGCCGGUGCGUGUGGAGCUCAUGCUGCGGGUGUGUGUGGUCUGUUCGCGGGGCUCUGACAUGUUGCUGUGUCGGUGUGUUCAUAGUAAAUGUCAGACACAUGACCACCGGCGCUGGAGACACACACCGGACACACACCGGCCGUGAGGCGGGACACGCACCGGCCCCGCGGUCACAGCUCAGCCGCUGACGCGUUCACAUCUCCGGGUAACGGCAGCCGUGAGUGGAGCCGGUAGCGGGCUGUGUUCGGCUCCCCUCGAACACGCCUCCCGCUACCGCUACGAACGGGAACGUUGAACGGCACCGUGACAGCCGCCAUGUGUCACUACCCGGCAGCCAUAGGGCCUGUUCCAGCGGGUUUACCCAAACCGGUACAUCUGCUCCUGCACCGGGACAGAGGCGGGAGGGACCCGGCGGGAGUGGUGUCUGUCUGCGGUCAACUGACACACAGAGUCCCGGUUCAGCCCCGGUUCAUCCCCGGUUCAUCUGACACACAGACCCUUACAUUCACAACGUGUCAACUUUUAACUGACGGAUUAAUUCUGUUUUACUUGAUGUUGGUUCUCCGCACUGGUUAGCUGGUCCAGAUGUCGGAGGACCACCGGCACCAGCGGGCCGAAGCCUCCCGGCGGGGGGAUGGCAGUCUGGAGGCGGGGGAGGGCGACACUGAGCCCAGCAUGUUGCAGCAGAGACUGAAAAACAACAUCUCAAAGAGCGUUCAGACCAAAGUGGAUCAGAUCCUGCAAGACGUCCAGCGUUUCUCUGACAAUGACAAGUUGUACCUGUACCUCCAGCUGCCCUCGGGACCCAGCUCCGGAGACAAGAGUGUUGGGGACUCCAGCUCGUUCAACACAGCCGACCAGCUUCACACCUGUAACUGGAUCCGCAGUCACCUGGAGGAGCACUCGGACACCUGCCUGCCCAAACAGGACGUCUACGAGACGUACAAGAGAUACUGUGAGAACCUGCAGCAUCGACCUCUGAGCGCCGCCAACUUCGGGAAGAUCAUCAGAGAUAUUUUCCCCAACAUCAAGGCCCGACGGCUCGGGGGCAGAGGACAAUCCAAGUACUGUUACAGCGGCAUCAGGAGGAAGACGGUGCUCAACAUGCCUCUGCUGCCAAACCUGGAUCUGAAGAACGACCCGGCGGAGCUGACGGAGCUAGUUCAGACCUACAAGCAGGAAGUGACAGAGGCUGCAUGUGAGCUGAUCUGUGAUUGGGCGCAGAAGAUCCUGAAGCGUUCCUUCGACACGGUGGUGGAGAUCGCUCGUUACCUGAUCCAGGAGCACAUUGUAAACCCUCGCUGCAGCCAGGCUGAGCUGGUCACUUCCGCAGCGCUCGCAGGAGGUCCAGCCAAACCCCACAAGGUCAUCAAGAAAGCUCUGGUUGUUUCGAAAGCUGAGUCAGACGGAGCUGCAGAUCAGAAGAAGGAGCCUGGAGAAUCGUCCUCACUGAAGCUGCCGUCUGGAGACAAAUCAGCCGCCACCAAGCCCUCCUCCCUGGACGCUCUGCCUCCUCCCUCCUCCUCCUCCUCCUCUUCCUCUCUGCGCCCUGCGGUGGAGGCGUUCAUGAAGCAGUUACCCCGAAUCCUCCCCCGUAGCUCAAUCCCCGAUAAAACCCAGCUCUCUGUCCGCUCGUCUCCGCCCUCUCUGGCGCCCAAGGACGCCUCAGGUGUCGGAGGGGCAUCUGGACCUGGAGGUCCGGCUGCUGCCGCUGCUGCCAGCGGGGGUGGGGUGAAGGUCAUUGCCAUGGCAACGUUGCCCCAGCAGCAAGGCGGCCCUGUCCCAGUGAUGAUCUUGCCUCAGGGCUGCCUGUCCUACGAGAGAGAGAAGGUCGCCCCGCCCCCACCACCUCUGCCUCCUUCUCAGCCGCAAAACACCCCAGCAGCCCCCACCUCUGUGGUCCAGAAGGCUCGAGGGAAUGUCACCAAGCGCCCCCUGGAGGUGGUGACGUCAGCUGGUGCACCAGGCAUGUGUGGUGGCUCUGCUGCCAACACUCAUCCAGUGAAACGGAAACGUGGCCGACCAAGAAAACCUAGGCCAGAGGACGCGCUGCUUGCUCCGCCUCCUGUUCCCCUUCCUCCUCAGCCCCCACCCCCUGCACCUCCUUCCCACCCUCCCAUCAUCACCUCCCUGACCGGUGGUGUCAUCCAGAAAGCGUGCUCUUCCUCGUCCUCCUGCUCCUCGCAGCCGGUACUGGAGCUGGUGAUCCAGGACCACCCCGGCCUGGUUCUGAGUCAGCUGCCGGCGCUGUCGGAGCAGCGCGACGUGGUGGUACAGUGUCAGCCGCGCGGGGUGUCUGAGCAGGAACGCCACUGUCGACCGCUGCUGCUGCUCCAGACUCCAGGGAACCCCAGCUGGGAGCUGGCGGCAUCAGGACGGACGCCGAUGGUGGAGGUCAUCCAGAAAGCUCCAAGACCAAGCAAUAACAACAGCAGCGCUUCUGUCCCCGUGGCCCACCUCCCCCCUCCUCCUCCCCUUUCCUUGCCCAUGCUACACGAGGAGCGGGGGGAAGUCGAAAUAAUGUUGACACCGGUGGAGCUGCACGUCAACCCGCCGUUGCCUCUUCCCAGCUCCUCCUCCUCUGCUGCUCCUGCCUCCUCGCCGUCUAUCUCCUCCUCCAUGGGGGGAAGGGGCCAGGAAGAGGAGGGGGGUCGACGAGAGAGCAGCACCUCCUCAAAGAGAGAGGGACAUUAGCCCCUCCCUCUUUUCUUUUUAUCAGCUCUCACUACGCUUUACCUCACCUGCAACUUUGCCCCCUGACCUCUCCUGUUCCUUAUUGGUGGAAAUCCUAGAUUGGCGACAGCAGAGAGCCAAUGAGGAUAGAUGAAGCCAACACACUUUGUUUCCAUUGCACUGUAAACCUAUGCUGUUAGAAACCUGUGAUACUGCGUGUGUGCGUGUGCGUGUGUGUGUGUGUGUGUGUGUGUGUGUGUGUGUGUGUGUGUUCUUCCUCCCUGCCUCCUCAUAUCCUCAUUCUCUAAACUUCCUGUUUGAGGCCGUCUGCUGCUUCAGAUCAAUGGAUUUAUAGAACAGAAAAGAAGCACAGAUGAGACGUGUGUUCAGUAUUGAAUGCGACUCUAGGUGGCGUCGGUGUGCUGCAGUAGUAACUACGGGUUAGGGCCUGUUCAAGGUUCUUUGUGGUGAAAGAAAUGAACUGGACAUUCAGCUCAGUUCAUUUGAUGUUUGAGACGUUCUCAGCUGCAGAGUUCCUCUAAUGUCUCCGAGUUCAGGGCAAUAAAACGUGUUUGUACAUGUAGAGUGAGUGGAUGGACGCUGGAGGACGUGAAGACGAGAUGACGAGAGGACGAGAUGACGAGAGGACGAGAUGACGUGAAGACGAGAUGACGUGAAGACGAGAGGAUGAAAAACGUGCAGCGGCAGAAAAGUUGGAGGUUUGAGUGAAUAUGACCUUUUUUGGGGGGGCGCUUUGAUUUCAUAACAUUUUAAUGUGUUCAAUGAAAUUAUUUAUUUUAAAUAUAUUUAAAACAAACAGUCGCCACGUUUUUACAUUAAUGUGGAGGUGUGUUUUACACACUCAUCUGGGAUUGGUCGGGCUAAGAAUCAUUUAAAUCACAGAUUUUUUUUAAUUCAUUAUUUAAAAUUCCAGGUUCUCAGAUUUAAGUUUUGAAGUUUAUUGGAUGUCAACUGAGUAUUUUAGUUUUCUGUUUUAUUGUUCAAUUUUUUAAUCUCUCAAACAAUGUUCGAGACAUUAGCACUUAAUUACGCCGCUCCUCCAGCAGAGGUCGCUCUGAUGCAGUGGAAUGCUUUGUGUUCACAUGUUCGACCUUCGCAGAGCAGCUAACCAGUGUUAGAAAUAAAUUCUUUUUAUCAAAAAAACGCGAUGAAAUGAAAUCGUACUUUUACUACGGAAACUUUUUUUUAUGUUUAAAAUUAUUUCAUUCAAAAUUAACCAGAGAAACUUAAACAGACUUAAUACUGAUCGAUAGAUUAUCAGUAAAUUAACGUGUUUGACAAAAGCAUGUUUAUUUGAGAGCAAACUGAAUUCUAAGAAUUUGAACUUGAACAUUUAAUAAAUGAAUGAGUGUUUAUUGUUUUAUUACAGAUUCAUGUUGAUCUCAGUAGUUUAUUAUUCGUAUAAAUUAAAAGUUUGAAUUGUAAGAAAAUGGUGAAAAACUAAAACAUCAUGUAGAUCAUGUUUUUUGCUUCAAAAUGAACUAAAACAAUUUAUUUUUAAAACUGUCUCGUUAAUUUUAUGUUGAUCGAUCGUUACAGUUCUGAAAAAAAAUUACCUAAAGCAGGAUCUUUAAAUUAUUGUGAAUUUCAGAAUAAAAUCCUGCGUUGAUUCAGAAAACAAAUGUGUUCCUGCUCUUCUUCUUCUCUGGAGUCAGGAGGAGUUUGUUUCGCACGAUGAUGUUUGUUCUUCAUGUUGCCAAACCGCCAAAGUUUGGUGCUCGCCAUCCCUGCACUGUUCUCAUCCUGUAAACACAACAAAGAACAAAAUGUUUUUGUCGACGCUCGCAUUUCGAGGUGUUAAUACAGCUGCUUUGUGUGUGUGUGUGUGUGUGUGUGUGGGUGUGGGUGUGGGUGAGUGGGUGUGUGUGUUUCCCUCCGUCCUGUGACAUUGAGAGCUUCAGGUCAGUUAAAGUGAAAAGACUUAAAAUCCUUUUUGCAUGAUGUGAAAAUGAGUUUUAGUGCCAUGAACUGAGCAAAGUUUAGCUCACAUGCUAACGGCUGCAGCGCCACCAAUAAUUCAUAACAAAAAUGAAAAAGUUUAGUAAAUAUCUCCACAAGGUGGAAAACGUCUGAGUUUGUCUUUGAGCCUCAAACAGAACUGAGGAAAGUUGCACUGUGAAAACAAGAGAAAGUCAUGAUGCUGUCACCGAGCAGCAGCCUAAAGCAUCUUCGAUACAAACGCUGCCAUCUUGUGGUGAUGACGUCAUUUACAGUCAGUCUGUGCAGAAGGGAUCGUGGAGUGGAGGCGUAUCGAGGCCCCACCCAUACACACUUUCAACCAAUCAGGAGUCAGUCUCAGCUGUCAAUCGAGAUGUGUCGGUCGAUGAUUUGGCUUCACUUUUUAAAAAGCUGUCAUGUCGUCCAUCUUUACAGUUUGUGGUUCAGCCCUAAAACCUUCUGUGUGUAAGAUUUAGUGACAUCCAGUGGUGAAGAUGCAAAGUGCAACCAGGUUGCUUCUUAAAGUAUGAGAUGUUUGUUGGAAUCGUUCACUGUGGAGCCGUGGAGCUCAAAAAAGAAACGGGUCAGAUAAUCAAAGAUUAAAGGAUCGGGAUUCGGGUAUCAGAGCGUUGACCUUAAAGGAUCAGACUCAACCGCACAACAUCCUCUGAUGUCACUUCCUGUCUGUGAUGCACCAUUUCUAAAUUCGUACUUUAGUUGUUUUUAUCAAAUUUUAUUUUUAUUAAGGUUUUGUUUACGUUAAAUGUUUGUUCACCUUCACUUCAAGAGCCAUCUAAGGUUUUGUACUGAGAAUAUUUUUAUUCAGUUUCCUGUGACGAAUUUAUUCAAAAGCUGAUUUCAAGUUUAAACGAGGCUUCAGAUCUGUUACGAUCUUUGUGUUUGAAUUCCAUAUUGAGUUAAAUAAUAAAAGCAAUUUGAUAUGACAAGUGAAACCUCGUUUAAUCUUCAAGUUCUCUGAUGGUUGCUCUCAUUGGGCCGUUCAGGUUGCUAGUCAGUCAUGUGACAGUCGUCAAGGUCCAGUUUAUCGAGUUGCUUUUGGUUGUUUUGGUUGUUUUUUCAAACCAUGUGACCUGAACGACCCUGAGGUGACGUUAACGCAUUAGAGGAGAGACGAACGUUUUCAGAAAAGAAACUUGAUCCAAAGACGCUUUUAAAUAUAUAAAUAUAUCCCCAGUUUGAAUCAGAAGAAAAAGGAGUCGAUGAAGGUGCAUCUAUGGUUUUAGUGACGAUGACGUGGCGUCUGUGGGGAUGAGCUGAUCCUGGUCCAACGAAAGAGUCAGAGUUUUAUUCUGAAAUUAUUUUCUUGAGCUCAUUUUAAUUCAUUUAAAAUAUAAAUUUAUGUGAACAGCAGAAGGAGCUCUUUGUUUCUGUUUCCCUGAGCGACGCCGCCUCCUUAGCGUGAAAAGUUUAACAUCGUUAUGUUUGGACGUGACGUCAAACGCUUGGAGCUUCGUGCAGAUAAAUUUCAAUCAUCAGUGCUGUAACUAAAGUUUGUUUCUCUUUCUGUUGUUUUAACUUCCUGUUGUUGUCUCUUUCAAAGUUGUACAGUUUGUCGAUGUGCAGAUCUUAUUAUGAUUCUUACUGUUGCUAUGACGAUGUUGUUGCAUGGUUUCUGUGACUGUCAGGUUUUGUAUUUUUAUUCUUUUAAAAUGUCUGUUUUUAACCUGCUGGCUUUUUCUUUUUCUUUUGCACUUUAUCCCUGAAAUGAAAGAUUGAAGGUCAAAGGUCAACAUUGGUCCACAUGUGAAAAAUAAAAUGAACCUUUGCUCAUU
This is a messenger RNA of Hippoglossus stenolepis (Pacific halibut), 6924 nucleotides long. It is a transcript of the gene rfx5, whose product is annotated as regulatory factor X, 5. The coding region runs from base 1085 to 3193 and encodes 702 amino acids. The transcript has 11 exons. Gene Ontology annotation, molecular function: RNA polymerase II cis-regulatory region sequence-specific DNA binding; DNA-binding transcription factor activity, RNA polymerase II-specific. NCBI's taxonomy places the organism in Eukaryota, Metazoa, Chordata, Actinopteri, Pleuronectiformes, Pleuronectidae. Gene Ontology annotation, biological process: regulation of transcription by RNA polymerase II. The record is from RefSeq and is a predicted model, not a curated record.